Messenger RNA from Lizanozyma spartinae, 747 nucleotides. RefSeq names its product ESCRT-II subunit protein (gene VPS22). Gene Ontology annotation, cellular component: ESCRT II complex. Lineage: Eukaryota; Fungi; Ascomycota; Pichiomycetes; Serinales; Debaryomycetaceae. Gene Ontology annotation, biological process: protein transport to vacuole involved in ubiquitin-dependent protein catabolic process via the multivesicular body sorting pathway. The coding region runs from base 1 to 747 and encodes 248 amino acids. The transcript has a single exon. The record is from RefSeq and is a predicted model, not a curated record.
AUGCUGCUACGAUAUAAUAGAGAGGCUUAUCUUGAACUUGGAAGACUUAUAAAUGAGAGACAGUCCAGCCAAUUAUCAACGCAAUUAUCAGUACUUCAAUCUGCAAUAGUUAACUUUUCUGUGGAUCACCGAGAAACCAUACGAGUGAACUCUGAAUUCAGAACCAAGUUUACAAGACUUUGCCAACAAGUAGGUAUAGAUCCUGUUGCACUUCUUAUCCACUCUUUGGGAGCUGGGAUUUCGGAUGGAGUAGAUAAGCCACAAGAAUAUUAUACCAUUCUUCUGUUAAGAAUAGUAGAAGUGUGUCAGGAAACCCGAGCUAUGAAUGGAGGUCUUAUUUCUUUGAAGGAAUUGAGAUCACAAUUGAACACAACUUCAGGAACAAGUGUUUUAGAGCUCAAGGUGACCGAUAAUGAUGUUACAAAAUGUAUAGAGGUUUUAAAGGAGUUAGGAAAUGGUUAUGAAAUAAUGCAAAGUAACAAUAGUAGUUGGUUAAGGUUUUCAAGUAUCACAGGAGGAUCCUCUAAAGAUGGAGGCAUCUCUGUUGAUCAACGAAACAUCUAUGAAAUGUGUCUGUUUACUGGUGGAUUCGUUACUUAUAGGUUAUUACAUGAUAAUUAUGGCUGGGACGUGACAAGAUGUGCUACUAUUAUAGAGGAAAUGAUCAUGGAAGGAUUACUUUGGUUAGACACUCAAGGACUUAAGGGAGAAUGGCAGUAUUGGGAACCAUCUUGGAUAUCUAAUUAA